CUUCUACAACAAUAGUGGUCCUUUAGGCCGGACCCAGACAAUUUCUCGAGCGGGUGGAGAGGCAAUUAUCGGUGCAAGUUGGAGUUUGUGGGAGCCAGUGGAUGGGCAAUUAUGGGCGCAAUUAUUUCUUCUCUUCCUUCCCACCAUCAUUCAACUAGUGUCUCGUCUUUGCAGAAGUUCAAGUGAAAAAAUGGCGAUGAUCCUGGAUGCCUUCGUCUCUAGUUUCUGUGAGAUGCUGUUAACCUAUGCAAAGGAAGAGGUGAUCAAGAUCUUGGGUGUGCCCGACGAAAUCAGGAAGCUUCGCAAGUGGCUGGAGAUGAUACAGGACGUUCUCGCUGAUGCAGAGAAUAGACGCCUCGAGAACAAUCAGGCCAUCAACCGUUGGCUGAACGAGCUGCGAGAUCUCAUGUACGAUGCUGACGACAUCAUUGAUGAAUGCCAAAUCGAGGGUGAGAAGCUUCUUAGCUCAAACACAUCGUCAUCUCGUCGUGCUGAGUCGGUAUGUUGUUGCUACCCUCCUAUUGUUUGCUUGCACAAAGUCAGGUUCCGUCAUGAGAUUGGCAAAAGAAUUAGAAAUCUCAACUGCGAGCUUGAACAACUUGCCAAGCGCAAAGAUAACCUCCAUCUUAUACCUGCUCCUCGUAAUGACCACUACAAAAGUAGAAUAAGCCACAAGACAUCUCCUAUACUUGUUGAAUCUGAUCUUAUGGGAGAGAAAAUUAAGGAUGAUACAAGGAGGUUGGUGGACCUAUUGACAAAAGAAAAUAACAAAAAAAUCCAAGUCUUUGCAAUUGUUGGCAUGGGGGGGAUAGGCAAAACUACUCUUGCUCAGAAGAUUUAUAAUGAUGAGAAGCUUCGGGACAACUUCAACCAAAUGCCACACCAAAUAGCACAGAUUUAUAAUGAUGAGAAGCUUCAAGACAAUUUCAACCGAAUGCCACACCAAAUGGCGCAGAUUUAUAAUGAUGAGAAACUUCGGGACAACUUCAACCAAAUGUCACAGAUUUGGUUGUGCGUGUCCCAAGAUUUCUCCGAGUCCAAUUUACUGAGAUCUAUCAUAGAGCAAGCUGGAGGUAAUCCUAGAGAUGCUGAGCAGAAGGAAGUGCUUGAACCCAUGCUUAGUGAAUUACUCAGGAACAAAAAAUUCUUUGUAGUCUUGGAUGAUGUUUGGGAUGCACAGGUAUGGGAUCGAGUAUUGAGAAAUCCCUUGCAGAGUUGUUCGACAGAUAGUAGAAUUUUGAUAACAACUAGAAACAUAAACAUUGCUAAACACGUGGGUGCAAUACACAGUCACAUGGUGGAGAAGUUGUCUCGAGAGGAUGGUUGGUCAUUAAUUUGCAACAUGGUUUUUGAGGAAGGGGAUGAACAAGAUAUGCAUGACUUAAGAGAUAUAGGGAUGAAAAUUGUAGAGAAAUGUGAUGGCCUUCCCCUUGCUCUUAGGGCGAUUGGAGGGGUUCUUCGAACCAAGGCAAAAAGGCCUUUGGAAUGGGAAAAGGUCCUUUCUAGCUCAGCAUGGUCUUUUACUAAGCUUCCGGAUGAGGUGAUGGGUGCUUUGUACUUGAGCUAUCUGCAUUUACCACCUCCUCUCAAGCAGUGCUUCACUUACUUUUCAUUAUUUCCCGAGGACUACCAAAUUGAUCGAAAUUUUUUUGUCAGUAGUUGUAUUGCAGAGGGCUUUGUAACAUCCGAGGACGAUACGCCCUUGGAAGAUGUGGCGGAAGAGUAUUGGAAGGAGUUGGUGCAGAGGAACCUACUACAGCCAGGUCCUUAUUCGUAUGAUCAAAUAAGUUGCAAGAUGCAUGACCUUUUUCGAUCUCUAGCUCAGCAUAUAGCAGGGGAUGAGUGCUUCGUCGGAGAUGCACGAGCAUUCGAAAAUAAGAUCACAUCCUCCUUUUCAUCGAUAAAACUACGCCGUUUAUCAAUUGUAGAUGGAAACUUAGAAACCAUACCUGACUUGAUAAUGAAAUAGACAUCCUUAAGGACCCUGUCAUUCUUCCAUACCCCACUUAUUCGUGAUCUUCCAGAAGAUCUCUUCAAAAAGCUGAGGAGUUUGAGGGUCCUGGACUUAAGUAAAACAGCCAUUGUCGAUCUUUCAACUUCCUUGGGAGAUCUUAUGCACCUUAGGAGACUUGAUCUCUCUGAUACUAGAAUAAGAGAGAUACCGGAGAGUGUAGGGAAUCUUAGAAAUCUCCAAUCCCUGUUGCUCAUGGAUUGUAAAUAUUUGCACAACCUCCCUCGGGGUGUCGUGGGGUUGAUCAAUCUAAGGAUUCUAGGCGUCUUGGGUGCACCACUUGAUGGUCUACCUAUGGGAAUAGGGAGACUGAAACAACUGCGUUCACUUUGGGGAUUUGUAGCGAAUGGUUGCGAGGGUUGCAGAUCUGGAGUAGGAGAAGAUGAUUGGGAGCAGAAGCACAAGGGGCAUCAAGACGAGAGGUUCUGCACCUUGGAAGAGUUGAAAUCCCUCUCCCAGCUCAGGUCUAUUAUAAUGGUCAAAUUGGAGAGGGUAUCAGACAGGGUUGAAGCAAAAGCCGCUGCACUUCAAGCCAAGCCCCAUCUUUUCCGCCUACAUUUGUAUUGCACUCUACCGAGCAGCUCUUCUGAUGUGCAACAGUCUCAUGCAAAUGAUUACAAGGAGGAAGAUAUCAAGAGAAUAAGGGAGGUAUUCGAGGAGCUCUGCCCACCGCCAUGCCUUGAAAUGCUUAAAAUCAAUGGUUACUUCGGCCGUGAGUUUCCCAGCUGGAUGAUGACACCCUCCUCGUCAUCGAUCCGCAACCUACGAAGGCUGGAUCUGUGGAAUUGUGCUCUAUGCCAGCAACUUCCAUCCUUAGGAAUGCUGCCACAACUAGAUUUUCUCUUGAUUUCAGGUGCUUCUGAAGUCACAAGCAUCGGGCCUGAAUUCUUAUUGCUGACGGGUAGUAGUGCUCGUGCAAGAGGGCGGAAUGGAAGAAAAAUAGACUCUUGCUUCUCCUGCUACUUCCCCAAACUAGAGACACUUCUUUUUGAUAACAUGGCUAAUUGGGAAGAAUGGUGGUGGCGGUGGGAGGAGGAGGACAACCAGACAACAUCGUUGCUACCUUCUCUUAAGUUAUUAUUCAUUAGAGGAUGUCCGAAGUUGAGGUCUCUUCCGGAGAGCCUCCUCUGUCAUGCCACCGCCUUGAAGGAGUUAUAUAUAUUUGGUGCCCAUAGCCUGAGAGAAAUACAAAACCUCCCCUCUCUUACAAAAUUGUCUUUGCUGCAAAACUCAAGUUUGGAGAAAGCGUCGAACUUUCCUAGACUCACAUUCCUAAGCGUUUGUGCUUGUGAGGAAUUAAAGGUUGUGGAGGGUGUGGAUGCCGUGGAGCACAUACGGCUCGGUGAUCGAGUAGAAGAGUCUCUCCCAGAGUGGUUAGUAGGUGCUGGUGAAGAGCAACCAUGCUUCCCUUCCCUCCAAAAUUUGACUCUCUCCAACAAAAUCUGUCGCCGAGGGCUGCCUGAUUGGCCUCUGAUUCGAUGACACAUCACCCAUGUUGAAGCAAUCAACAAGUAUGGGCCAAUGGCAGUGAUCAACUCUACAAGAAAAAGCUGCUUCAGCAAGCAGGGGAUGUUAUACUGCUUGGCAACUAUUUGAUACUCUGCAUCAUUCUCAUGCUUUCAGAUUGAUAUCUCGGUGUAGGAUUGGCACAUUCUCCUUCAACACCAGUAUCUCUCGUCUUCAACAACACCAAGCAACAGCAUAAUGACAUGCAAAAGAAGUUUGAGAGGCCCAACAGACCAGCUUUAAGUCCUUGUUUCUGAAGGCUUCCGUCCAAGCGUAUUCAUAGCUGUGGUUCCAGCAGAGUCAUAUAUACCACAAGCAAUUACCCAUCUACGCUAUGAAUUCUAAAAACCACUGACAAAGGAUUGAUGACAGCAAGAUACCGAUGUGCCAGUUCUCAUUAUUUCACAAGCUUAAGCAGAAGAAUUUAGCAGAAGAAUCAUGAUCACUAUUGACAUGCAUUUGAACAGGACCUCAGUAACAACUUCCAUCCAGGCAUGCAGUUGGAUCAUGAUUGUCAUGCUAGAAAACUUUUUUCGUCAACUUUGUUGGAACCGAUGAUGUCUUUGCAGGUGAAAGUUCGUAUGUAUCUGAUAUAUGAGUUUUAUUUAUCUAUUAUCAUCUUUGUUUUCAUACCUUUUCUUUGCUUCUUUUUCCUAGAAGCAAUGAGACUGGAAGAUCAAGCACAGUGCAUAUGCUGCGUGUACAUGAUCACACAGCACAUGGCUCUCUUUGAGAUUUCAAGUAGUUCACAGGCAUGGGCAGCAGAAUUCAGCAUGUCGCCUUCUGCUUGCCACCCACCGCGCAGAAUUAAUCAGAUGGAUUUUUCCUCUUCAUGCAAGGAUCUUUAAUUGUAGUUUAUAGGGUUAUGAGGCUUGAAAUUAUUUCAGAAAUUUUAUUCCAUGCAUAAGAUUCUGCAAUUUUUAUUGCUUUCAUAAAAAUUGCUGCAUCACAUUGCAUAAUCUUUUAAUGGAGCAGGACAUCAAAAGCUGGAUUGGUUGUGAAGCAAUGUACAUACAACAAGUCGCUUGCAUUACCGAUCCUUCCUUGGAAAAUAAAAUAUUCCAGCAGUUUUGUAUGGUAAAUCAGGUGUAUGAGCCCGAUCAAUCAUUGCAGUUCCUUUUCCCUCAAGGAUAUUGUGUUAGAGGUAGUAAGACUCGAAGGAGGAAUCACCUUCGCACAAUCACAGAACCCUUCGAUGUUCGACAGACCAUAACUUAAAAAGCAAUUGAUGCAGAAGACUCGUUCCUGAACAAGGUAUUCAGCAUGUCUGCUGUCUUGAUGAACAAGUUCGGAAGCAUUGGCUUCUGCUGGUCUCUCCCACCAAGCUCCAUGGAAUUCUUAGGAUGGUUCUUCUCAUUAUAGCGUUUCUUUGCACUUCCUGCACUGAAAAUCUUGUCACAACUUUUUAGAUGUUCUUUCUGAAGUUGCAAUGUAUUGCAUAUCAAAAUGUUUUUUGCAUGUCAUGAAAAUGUAGAGUUUCGGAAGAUGUCUUUAUCAAUAUUAUUCAGGUAUCACUGCAUGGGGCAAACUCCUACGCAGCCUGUAUGGCCUUGAUAUUAUUGUGUUGAGCUGGCUUCAUUGUCUGCCAGUGGCAUAAAUUGUACUGUGUCUGAAUAGAGAGUAUGAAAUAUGUCUGGGAUAAUUUUGUAGCAAUGUCUUUCAGCCCG
This is a messenger RNA of Phoenix dactylifera (date palm), 5184 nucleotides long. The record is from RefSeq and is a predicted model, not a curated record. NCBI's taxonomy places the organism in Eukaryota, Viridiplantae, Streptophyta, Magnoliopsida, Arecales, Arecaceae.